AUGGGGCGCAAACUUAAGGGAAAGUUAGGAUCCAAGGGCUUAAAAGGUGCUCUUUUGCGACACCAGGCAAUAGAACAGAACAAAAAGAGAGCAAAAAGUAAGUUGGACCAUGCUUUACACAAAACACAGCCUACAAAAGCAAGUAUUGAACAGCGGACCCUUCAACAAGAAAGAGCAAGUAAAAUAGUCCCAUUUGACAAGAACUCAACAUUAUUGUUAGUGGGUGAAGGCGACUUUUCAUUUGCCCGAUCAAUUGUGCUUCAAGAGCAUAUCAAACCAGAAAACCUCAUAGUGACCAGCUUCGAUGCUUCGUCUACGGAGCUUAAAUUGAAAUAUCCACGUAGCUUCCAGGAGAAUUACGAAUUUCUGGUAGAGAAUGGUGUUAAGAUUUUUUUCAAAAUAGACGCUACCAACCUCAUCAAGUCUUUUAAGCUCAGCAAGAAGACGACGUGGGCCAAACUAGUAGGUGCCGGAUGGGCGUUAAAACCACUGCAGAACAUUAUGUUCAACUUUCCACACACCGGCAAAGGUGUCAAAGAUCAGGACAAAAAUAUUCGAGAUCAUCAAAUUCUAAUCACUACAUUUCUUGACAGUUGCAAGCGUUUCUAUAGGACCGUCAAUCACCUUCCUCUCAAUAAAUCCGAGGUAUACACGCAAGGCUACGAUUUAGAGGAAAGGAAGGAAUCAAUUGGAGUCGAUGCUGAUGGAUGUGGGAAGGUAUUGCUUACAUUGUUUCAGGGUGAACCCUACGACAGUUGGCAAAUCAAAAUUUUGGCCAAAACAACAGGAUGGAAAAUAGAAAGAUCAGGCAACUUUCAAUGGGAAAAUUAUCCAGAAUACAAUCACAAGCGUACCAAUAGCGAGCAGGAUACGACAAAACCUGCCUCCCAAAGAGAGGCCAGGACUUAUGUCUUCGAUAUCUUUGACAAAGUCAAACAUACCAAAAAUGGCAAGAAGCAAAGAGACUCCGAAAGCGAUGAAGAUUAA
Molecule: messenger RNA, 987 nt
Organism: Lachancea dasiensis
Lineage: Eukaryota; Fungi; Ascomycota; Saccharomycetes; Saccharomycetales; Saccharomycetaceae
Source: the annotation of a GenBank genome assembly